Messenger RNA from Platichthys flesus (European flounder), 1960 nucleotides. RefSeq lists its product as uncharacterized. The record is from RefSeq and is a predicted model, not a curated record. NCBI's taxonomy places the organism in Eukaryota, Metazoa, Chordata, Actinopteri, Pleuronectiformes, Pleuronectidae. Bases 144 to 968 code for a protein of 274 amino acids. The transcript is spliced from 13 exons.
AUUUCCUCCCCCUCCUCCUUCUUUAUCUGCAGCCAGGGCCAAAAUAAGCAUCGGCAGCAGAGCGCCCGAGGCUCGGACACCUUCUUUCCCACUGGCCACUGCACUGCUUCUGAGUCAGAGGGGUCCACGGCAGCGGAAUCACCAUGAAGACCACCAUGGUUCCUGUGCUCCUUCUGCUCGCGUCUGUCCACCUCUUCACAGAAGUUUCAACAGAGAACUCCACUGGGCAAACUGCACUAUCGCCAACAAUAAAGAUGACAACAGUCUCGACAACUAAGUCAGUCACCGCACAAAGCAACCAGACAGAACAGACGACACAACUUUCAGUGACAAAUAUCACAACAGUACCCGCUGAGCCUCCAGCUGUGACCACCAUGGAGCCCACUUCUCCUAUAAAUGCAACUACGACCCACAAAGCUGUGACCACUGCAACCCCGGUUGUUCCCCACACGGACAAUCAAACUGUGAGAAAUGACACUCCUGAGCCGGGGCCUUCACAGGCUCCGACCCCGAGCCACCACUCAAAUAACGGGACGGAUGUCACUUCACUCAGUCCAACUCUGAAAAAUGAAACUGUGGGGGCGAGAUCUUCUCCAACUACAAAACCAAGCAGCCGCCCUGAGACGAGAGAGACUUCCUCUGUUCCAGGACACGAUCAACAGGCAAAACCAGGUAAAGGCACCACCGCUCGUGCCCCAGGUCCCCAGAUUCCGGCAGGGGGUUAUAUGAAAGAGCCGCUCAAACCAGACAAAAGGCUGUGGUGGAUCCUGGCGCCCGUCCUCCUGGUCGGAGCUGCCGCCGCCAUCGUCCUGAAGUUCAGAAGCAAGAGAAUCAACGACCACUCAGAAAACAUUGACACUGGCACUGAGAACGCAUCCUUCCAGAGCAGGCCCGAGAGCACCAAAGAUGGCGUCAUGCUCCUCGGGGUGAAGUCGUGCGUCGGGGAGGAAAACGCUGCUGCAAGAUAAAAGAAAACUGGAGGGUGGGAACAUGAAGAUCAGACAGAGGAUGAGUCACAUCUGUCCCCCACCUACUGAUCUAGCGGAGGAGCAGUUUAGAUGCUUUCAUGUUAAUUUGUGAAACAUAGUGUUGUGUGGAGCCGAGACGUGUGGAGCAAUGGUUUUCAUGUAUGAUUCUGUAUGCUGACGGCAGUUUGAUGGAGCAGUGGGCGUGACUGCGAUGAUGAAUCUCAGAGCAGGUGAACCUGUUGUGGUGAGCGCUGGGCUACAUUCUCAGUACACUGUUGACUCAAACCUGCAAAAGUACAGCUGCAUCACUCAUUUCUGUCCAAAACAUGUUUCCUGUACAGUGCACUGACCUCAGAUCUGUCACAUAUUUGAUGUAAUGAGUGUCUCUUUCAUAGUUUUAGAAUUAUCCGUCGGUUUUGAAUAUAGCCUGUCUGUGUGUCUGUUUGUGUGUUUGUGUGUGUGUUUGUGUGUGUGUGUGUGUGUGUGUAUGUGUGUGUGUGUGUGAGUGUGUGUGUGUGUGUGUGUGUUUUAGAGUUACGUAAUUAAGUUUUUUCAGUAAAUACACAUUCGAUCAUACAAUGAAUUAGCAACAGGUAUGUAUUUUAAAGACACUGGAACUGCUUCAUAUCUGGAAUUUCUUGUUCAACCUCAACAUCCUGAAUAAAUCACUAAAAAAAAGAUUUUUGAAAUAAUCUUUGGUUAUUUGUUUGUUGGUUUGCACAGGAUGGACUGGAAUGCUGAAUCCAGAUAUUUUAUUACAAAGAAAUUACAACAUUUUGUGGGUCCAGGAAUGACCUUAUUGUGACCAGUUAUAGCUUUGUAUUGCAUUUGUAAGUUUGUUUUGUUAUUUCCUCUGGAGAAAAAGUUGUAAUUUUCUUUUUAGUUUCACAAGAUUUGCUAUAUUAUUAUUAUUGUGGAAAUAUCUUUAUAUGAAGAAAAAAAAUGACAAGUAUAAACAAAGAGAAAAAUAAAUGAAUUCAUCAAUAAAUACA